This is a messenger RNA of Exophiala oligosperma, 1713 nucleotides long. RefSeq lists its product as uncharacterized. The transcript has 4 exons. NCBI's taxonomy places the organism in Eukaryota, Fungi, Ascomycota, Eurotiomycetes, Chaetothyriales, Herpotrichiellaceae. The record is from RefSeq and is a predicted model, not a curated record. Bases 1 to 1713 code for a protein of 570 amino acids.
AUGAGCCAACUCUAUCGCACCCUCACCGGCCAAUCGCAUCAGUCGCAUCAUUCAGAGCAUUCUACUCAAGCCCAUCCGACUCUGACGAGAACAACGACCACCGAUCCUCUGACGGGCACCCUCCACCACCUCACUCCUACGCAAGAAGAAAAACUUGUAGACUUCAAGAAAGAACUGCAAAAAGGAGGGUGGUGGACGCCUGACGGGAUCAAUGGCAAACCCUCCCACGAUGAUGCAACGCUUCUCCGAUAUCUGCGCGCUCGCAAGUUCGAUGUGGACGGUGCAAUUGGCCAAUUCACAGACACAGAGAAAUGGUUGAAAGAUCAGCGGGUGGACGAGCUCUACAACCAUUUCGAUGUGGAAACCUACGAAAGAGCGCGUCUUAUGUAUCCUCAAUGGACCGGGCAUCGAGAUAAGCGAGGCAUUCCCAUCUACGUAUACGUGAUCAAAGGACUCGACGGCAAGAAUGUGUCCAAAUAUCAGAAAGAGUCGCAAUCAUACAAAGACAGCCUUCCAUACCACAAAACCCUCUCCACACCAGCAAAACUCAUUCCUCUAUUCGCCUUAUACCAGAAUUUGCUCAACUUUGUCCUGCCACUGGUUUCUACUCUCGAACGGCCAAACCCUGAAGUCCCCGUGACAAAUUCCACAAACAUUGUCGACAUUUCUGGCGUCGGAUUGACCCAGUUUUGGAAUUUGAAAGGCCACAUGCAAGACGCUAGUGUGCUAGCCACGGCACACUACCCCGAGACGCUGGACAGGAUAUUUAUCAUCGGUGCCCCUUCGUUCUUCCCGACCGUAUGGGGUUGGAUCAAGCGAUGGUUCGAUCCUGUAACUGUCUCGAAAAUCUUCAUCCUAAGCAAGCACGACGUGAAACCGACUCUUUCGAAGUUCAUGGAGACCAAGGACUUCCCGAAACGAUACGGCGGUGACCUCGAGUGGGAAUGGGGCGAACUCCCAGAUCUCGACGACGAGACACGUGCGGCUCUAGAGAAGGAUGGAAAUAAAGGCUGGGUUAGAGGUCCAUGUCAAUGGCUUGAUGGGAAGAGAGUGGUCGUCGGCUCCGAGAAGGGCAAAUUGCGAACUCCAGAUGAAGAAGUUGAGAAGAAGCGACCGAUUGCUUAUGCGGCAGAUUACACAGAGCUUCCCGUCCACGCGGGCAAAGGCCUCCCGCACGUAUCAACAGAGAAUGGCAAGACUGGAGCUAACGGCACAGCCAAGCCUCAUCAUCACGCUGAAGCCGCAUCCGCCGCGGCAACAGGUGGUACUACUGCAGCCGCUAUCAUCGAGAGCAAGACAGCGUCGAAAGAACCGGAACAAGCAUCGACCACAGUACAGACGGUUCACCAGUCCACAACAAUUGACACACGAGCUUCCUCAGACAACUCAGCAUCACAACAACAUCCCCAUCCGCCAUCACAGCCUCAGCCUGGACCUAUUCCCGCGCACUCUGCGGCAAUGACCCAAGCUAUCGCAGAUCAACUGAACGGUGAGUCAGUCUCGACAAUUCCAGAGACGGCGAACGGACAUGCACCCAAUGCCGAGAAUACAGGACACGGUGAAGUGACCGUGGCAAGUGAUCCGGCCAAAGGUCUGGCCAUCGAAACGGAGAAGCUGGCCAUGACAACCCAGAACGGUCACGGUGGGGAUGAAAAGGAGAAGGAAAUCGAGCGGCCUCCGAUGGAAAGAUUUGUCACUGCCACCGAGGUGUAA